Molecule: messenger RNA, 1663 nt
Organism: Batrachochytrium dendrobatidis JAM81
Lineage: Eukaryota; Fungi; Chytridiomycota; Chytridiomycetes; Rhizophydiales
Exons: 2
Coding region: 1-1398 (465 amino acids)
Source: RefSeq, a predicted model, not a curated record
AUGGGACAGGAUACUAGCAUUGAUAUUGAUGCUAGUGGAAGUAAUGUUGCUGGAAACAGAGCAACUACGACUGCAGCCAGUGAGAAUACUUUAACAGCGACUGUUACUGGAACCAUUGCAGGAAAUACUGGAGGAAAUACUAUAGGAAAUACUGGAAAUACUACAGGAAAUGCUAUAGGAAAUACUGCAACUCAAGAUAUUACUGCAGCAACUCUAUUGCCCACCAUUUCCCUGCAGCUGUCUGAGCCAAACCCACUGCCGGCUUUUCCUAUUCUGGAUCACAGAGAGUUUCUUACUACUCGAGACAGAGGAGAGCUUCGGUUUAUUAUCAUGCGGACAGUAGUGAUGUUGUUGGAGACUACUAUAGCCAUCACUGCUCUAGUUCUCUCUAGAAACAGCACUUAUCCUCGCUUCUAUCUCAUAUGUGUUGCUGGACAUGCUAUCAUGCUGCCACUAGUGUUGAUCUUGGCUCCUCGCUACUUUCAAACCUCUCGAGAACUCUCUCGUCAGCAACACAGAAUCAAUGAGGAAUAUCGCAGACGAAGAUAUAUUAAUGCCAUCGAUCUGCCAUUUCUAAUCUUGCUCGUCGCUGGCUUGAUUGCUCUCAUGUCUCCCUCUCGUUGUCUAGAAACUGCUCCCCUUAUUUACUAUGCAAACUCUAUCCUCGUUGUCUUGAGCUUCAUGUACUUUUGCUCUCCGUUUCUCUUGUGCAUCGUCGCCAUCUUCUUUCUACCUUGUAUCUUCUUACUAUCCAGAUACUAUGAAACUCAUCCUCCAGAUAUUCUUGAUGGCAGUAGAGGUGCUCCCGAAGAGCUGAUCAACGGCAUUCCUAUUCUAAAAUUCCGUCGCAAAAUCGCUCCUGAUAAUACUGCUUUGACUUUUGCUGCGCUGGAUAAAUCCGCUUCUAUUCAUAGCCCCAUCUUAAUGGAACAAUUUCAUCACUCGGACGACAAUGCGACGUCUGUACUCGAUAUACAGCCUAUUAAUACUCAGACUGACGAGGCUGCUUUUAUCGAGUCCCCUAAAAAUAUUGUCAAAUCCAUCCAGGAUCUUACCCAUACUGUCCAACCCAUCCAGGCUGAAUCUCCUCAAAACUCAAAGUCAAAAAAACGCUACUUUCGUUUACUUUCAAAACCUCUUCGUUUUGGUAAAGCAUCUUCGUCUACUGACAUCACUGCUCCUCCUGCCCCCACUUUCCUUGAACUCGAUGAAGAAGACGCGCAUUGUAUCAUUUGUCUUGCCGAGUAUGAUAGUGGUGAUGAUUUGAAACAGAUGCCUUGCAAACACCACUUUCAUGCCAUAUGUGUUGAUGACUGGUUAAGACUAAAAUCCAAUUGUCCGCUUUGCAUCCAAGAGUUGCAAUCCGAUCCAAAACAGAAAUCAACUCGGACAAGAUAGUCGCUCUAUAGUCCAUUCGUGUUUUAUCAAAUUUUAAAUGCUGUAAACUCUGUAAUUGUAUGUCUCCAGAGUGAAUAACUAGGUUGGUCUGUUUGGUAAAUGCAUAUCAAUCUUGUUAUAUAUUUUCUUGAAAACUAGUCUUGGCUUCUGUCUUGAUUGCAAGGCAAUGGUUAAUGAUGCUUGCCAUCUGAAACUUUUACUCUAUUAUACUUUUUUUUAAAAAUCAAACUAUAUUACCAAAUAAAUUCUUGCUACUCUCAAGCUC